This is a messenger RNA of Fragaria vesca subsp. vesca, 1919 nucleotides long. RefSeq names its product serine/threonine-protein phosphatase 2A 65 kDa regulatory subunit A beta isoform-like. Gene Ontology annotation, molecular function: protein binding; protein phosphatase regulator activity. NCBI's taxonomy places the organism in Eukaryota, Viridiplantae, Streptophyta, Magnoliopsida, Rosales, Rosaceae. The coding region runs from base 1 to 1761 and encodes 586 amino acids. Gene Ontology annotation, biological process: protein dephosphorylation. Gene Ontology annotation, cellular component: protein phosphatase type 2A complex; cytoplasm. The transcript is spliced from 12 exons. The record is from RefSeq and is a predicted model, not a curated record.
AUGGCUAUGGUGGAUGAGCCUCUAUACCCAAUUGCUGUUUUGAUUGAUGAGCUGAAGAAUGAAGACAUUCAGCUGCGGUUGAACUCAAUCCGCAAGCUCUCCACCAUUGCUCGUGCGUUGGGGGAGGACAGGACCAGGAAGGAACUGAUUCCUUUCCUGAGUGAGAACAAUGAUGACGAUGAUGAGGUGCUUCUUGCGAUGGCAGAAGAAUUGGGGGUGUUUGUUCCCUAUGUUGGUGGUGUGGAGUAUGCCAAUAUUCUGCUCCCACCGUUGGAAACCCUCUGCACGGUUGAGGAAACGUGUGUGAGGGACAAGGCCGUGGAGUCGUUGGGUAGGAUUGGGGCGCAGAUGAGGGAGCAGGACUUGGUUGAGUAUUUCAUCCCUUUGGUCAAGAGGCUGGCCGCUGGCGAGUGGUUUACAGCUCGUGUUUCAUCGUGUGGUUUGUUUCAUAUUGCUUACUCUAGUGCCCCCGAGUCUAUGAAAACUGAACUUCGAACUAUUUACAAUCAAUUGUGCCAAGAUGAUAUGCCCAUGGUUAGAAGAUCUGCUGCAACUAACCUGGGAAAAUUUGCUGCGACUGUUGAAGCUGCCCACCUCAAAACUGAGGUCAUGUCUAUAUUUGAGGAUUUGACACAGGAUGAUCAGGAUUCUGUUCGAUUAUUGGCUGUCGAGGGUUGUGCAUCUCUGGGGAAAUUGUUGGAACCUCAAGACUGUGUCGCCCAUAUUCUUCCUGUCAUUGUCAAUUUUUCACAGGAUAAGUCUUGGCGUGUUCGUUACAUGGUUGCAAAUCAAUUAUAUGAGCUGUGUGAAGCUGUUGGUCCAGAAGCCACCAGGUCAGAUCUGGUGCCUGCCUAUGUUCGUCUUCUUCGUGAUAAUGAGGCUGAAGUACGAAUUGCUGCUGCAGGAAAAGUAACCAAGUUUUGCCGAAUUUUGGACCCAGAACUUGCUAUUCAGCAGAUCCUACCAUUUGUAAAGGAAUUGUCAACAGAUUCAUCCCAGCACGUCCGCUCUGCAUUGGCUUCAGUGAUAAUGGGAAUGGCACCAGUUUUAGGGAAGGAUGCAACCAUAGAGCAACUGCUCCCCAUUUUCCUUUCUCUUCUCAAAGAUGAGUUUCCAGAUGUCCGGCUGAACAUUAUAAGCAAGCUUGAUCAAGUUAACCAGGUAAUUGGAAUUGAUCUGCUGUCCCAGUCUCUAUUGCCAGCAAUUGUGGAACUUGCAGAGGAUAGACAUUGGAGGGUUCGGCUUGCAAUAAUAGAAUAUAUCCCUUUGUUGGCAAGUCAGUUGGGUGUAGGGUUUUUCGAUGAUAAGCUUGGAUCUCUUUGCAUGCAGUGGUUAAACGAUAAGGUUUACUCAAUACGUGAUGCAGCGGCUAAUAAUGUGAAGCGCCUUGCAGAAGAAUUUGGCCCUGAAUGGGCCAUGCAGCAUAUAGUCCCACAGGUUUUGGACAUGAUUAACAACCCCCACUAUUUGUAUCGGAUGACCAUUCUACAUGCAAUUUCCCUACUUGCCCCUGUCCUGGGAUCAGAAAUCACUUGUUCUAAGCUUCUACCAGUUGUUAUUACUGCAUCAAAAGAUAGGGUACCAAACAUCAAGUUCAAUGUCGCCAAGGUGUUGCAGUCACUUAUUCCUAUAGUUGAUCAAUCGGUGGUGGAGAAGAUGAUACGUCCUUGUUUGGUUGAACUCAGUGAAGACCCCGAUGUUGAUGUAAGGUCUUUUGCCACCCAAGCACUACAGUCGAGUGAUGCCAUGAUGUCUAACUAGUGAGCUAUUGUCCUAGAUUCGAUAUUGUUCAAAGUAUUACCUUUUUUUUUUUUUUAUUUCUUUUGUAUGUCGUGUACAAUUCUGCUGUAUCUAAUGUCUUACUUGAGACGCAGAGGUUCUUUGGUCCACUUAGCAAUAUGUCAUCUUUUUGAUUUGUA